Aspergillus glaucus CBS 516.65 is the source of this 360-nucleotide messenger RNA. RefSeq lists its product as uncharacterized. The record is from RefSeq and is a predicted model, not a curated record. Lineage: Eukaryota; Fungi; Ascomycota; Eurotiomycetes; Eurotiales; Aspergillaceae. The transcript has a single exon. The coding region runs from base 81 to 323 and encodes 80 amino acids.
CUUUUAUUAAUCAUGAUGAUGGCGUUUCAGCCCUGGAGGUGAUAGAGAGUGGAUCCAGCACGUUGCCGCGCUGAUCAGUAAUGACAGAAGAAGGCGAGGAUUGCAGCCUUGUGAGCGGUCUACGGCAGGAAAGGUGCCUGUUAGAAGAGAGCUUUACAGUUCAGGGGUCUCAGCUACUGUGGUGGAAUUCCACAAUCUUUCAGAGUUGUCACACAAUUACAAGUUUUCUGAUGGAGCUUUUGGAGACCAUUGCUGCUGAGACUCGUAGAACCGAUUUGAACAACGAGUUACCUUUGACCGAUGGGAAAAUUAAAAACGAAUGAUGUUUAUCUGGAUAUUUGGUGUUUAUAAGAAUGGGUU